AUGCCCUCUGUUCAACGGACUUACCUGUAUAUUCCGGACGACUCCAGUCCUAACCAACCCAUCGAGCAGAAAACCAUCAGUGCUCCUUCUGUUGAACAAUUCACUCAACGCGUCCAUCAACUUCUGAAAUGUGAGCUUGCUGAAGAUGAGACCAUCCUUUCUCCUGAAUACCUCGCAAUCUUUGAAGGCCAUGGAAAUGGACUCCCAACCGGCACAGAAUUCACAAUUUACGUUGCUACCAUGGAUGAAAAUGGCAAUGCAACACGCCCACUUAAUUCACGGGCAGCUAGGCUUCUCCGUCGACCGAAAAGCCAUGGACCUAUGCUAAUUUUCAAAGCUGUUUACAAAAAGCAGCGGGUUGACGCAGUCCUUCGCCAUUACGAAGAUUCGGUUGGUCUUGAACGUGAACUUGAGGGCACAGACUUCCAAGAAAAAAGACAAGAUUUCAUCCAAAAGAGAGAGGCGUAUAUGGCUCGUAUGAUUGAAGACCAAAGGAAGCAAGGCGUCGUUGUACUUACACUGUAA
Psilocybe cubensis is the source of this 525-nucleotide messenger RNA. RefSeq lists its product as uncharacterized. The record is from RefSeq and is a predicted model, not a curated record. The transcript has 2 exons. NCBI's taxonomy places the organism in Eukaryota, Fungi, Basidiomycota, Agaricomycetes, Agaricales, Agrocybaceae. The coding region runs from base 1 to 525 and encodes 174 amino acids.